Molecule: messenger RNA, 1014 nt
Organism: Debaryomyces hansenii CBS767
Lineage: Eukaryota; Fungi; Ascomycota; Pichiomycetes; Serinales; Debaryomycetaceae
Product: rhomboid protease
Exons: 1
Coding region: 1-1014 (337 amino acids)
Cellular component (GO): membrane
Molecular function (GO): serine-type endopeptidase activity
Source: RefSeq, a predicted model, not a curated record
AUGUUUAAACUUCCUAUACAUAAACCGUUUAAGCUAUCAAGAAAUUCAUUCUUCAGCAACAGUAACCUUGUAUCUUUGACGCUUGGUAAAUACAGACAAUCAUUGUUAGUUUCGAAGAAUACGCCACUGGACUUGCUCAAGAAAUCAAAGUAUCUCAGUUCAAAUACAGAAAUAUUACGGUCAUCUUUGGGACCAAACAUAUUUGGAGGAUUUAAGUUUGUUCAGCAAUCUCGAAAUUUUAGGACGAGUGACACUUGGUCUAGAUAUAACAAAUAUUACGGUAGAAGUCAUUGGAACAAACUUAAAAAGCCAGCUUUAUUUACUGCUCUCUUUUGCAUAACUACCACGCUUGUUAUCCCCUACAUUUUCAAUAACACUCCAUUAGCUUAUGUUAAGACGGUUCCAAAUGCGUUCGUUUAUUCACUCAUAGCCGUGAAUGGUGCAGUAUUCUUAAUGUGGAGAGUUCCGCAAUUUUCCAGAUUUCUUACAAGAUAUGGGUUACUUGUUAAGGACAAUAUGUAUUCCAGUUGGUCUAUGGUUGGAGCCGCAUUCUCUCACCAAAACUUAGGACAUCUCUUCGUUAAUAUGUUUGUCUUGCAGUCGUUUGGUACAACAUUGUGUGCUGCAAUCGGAGUGACAAAUUUUGCAAUUAUGUAUCUUAAUUCAGCUGUUUUAUCCUCAUUUAUUUCUAUACUAAUUCCUACUAUAUUGAGAUCUUCAUUGACAGUUGGUUCGUUGGGUGCAUCGGGUGCAAUAUUUAGUGUAUUUGGUGCUUUUUCUUACAUAUUCCCUAAGGCACCACUAGCAUUAUUCUUUAUACCAGUACCAGGUGGGGCAUGGAUAUUAUUCUUGGGUUCAUUGGCAUACAACAUUGCUGGUAGUGCUUUGAGAUGGGGUAAAUAUGAUUAUGCAGCACACAUAGGUGGGUCUAUAGCAGGUAUUGCUUAUGGGUGGUGGUAUAAUAAACAAAGACAGGAAAAAAUAAAUAGAAGAAGACGGGCCUAUGCUUUUUGA